Molecule: messenger RNA, 444 nt
Organism: Sceloporus undulatus (fence lizard)
Lineage: Eukaryota; Metazoa; Chordata; Lepidosauria; Squamata; Phrynosomatidae
Exons: 2
Coding region: 1-444 (147 amino acids)
Source: RefSeq, a predicted model, not a curated record
AUGACGACAAGUUUUGUGUCAGAGGAAGUUACAAGAGCUUUUGAGGAUAAAAGAUUGUUUAGAAGUGUUGUUGGAUCUUUACAGUUUAUUUCUAGCCAUACCAGACCAGACAUCUCGUACCCGGUUCAUGUUUUGGCAAGAAGAGUGAACGACCCGAGAAUUGAGGAUUGGACAGCAGUGAAACAUUUGAUUAGGUAUCUGAAAGGAACCAUAGACAAGAAGCUGAUAAUUAGAAAAAGCAAUGCUGAUUUGGAAUGUUAUGUAGAUAGUUCAUUUGCUUCGGAAUCAGGAGACAAAAAGUCAGUGUCUGGAAUGAUUAUAAGAUACAGCGAAAGUCCCAUUGUGUGGAGAAGUAGAAAACAGACAAACGUAGCAUUGAGCUCUAGUGAGGCCGAGUUCGCAGCUUUGAAUGAAAUCACAAAUGAGAUUCGCAGUCCUGUAUAG